AUGGCUCCCCCUCAUCUGCCCAACGAGAUCAUAUUGAUGAUCGCGCAGUAUCUCACGCCUCGCGGUGUUGCGAAUCUGAUGCUCGGUAAUUGGGAAUUGUAUCAUCUUCUCCGGGGUGGCGUUAUAUUUGAUCGGACGCUGGGCUCUUCGAGGAACGGGGCUAUCCUAUGGGCGUGUCAACAUGACCGCAAAGAUGUUGUUCUUGCGAUGCUGCACCGACAGGGCGAAUUCGGAUAUCGGGACUGGCAAGGAUUCGACAUUGUCAGUGAGACACCGAGUUCCGAGUUGCACUUACCGUUGAGGUUUGCGGCUUUCUAUGGACAUGUGGAAAUCAUAAAGAUCUUGCUCGAUUGGAAUAUCAACACCAUCCGGGAAGAUCUGCGUGCCCUGCCCGCCGCAGUAAGUGGUCAGCAUUUGGAUGCCGUCAAGGUUCUCCUCGAAUAUUCGGCAAAGGUGCCGGGUGAUAGUCCCGAAACAUCUCCCUUUGAAGAUGAUUACAUACUAGAAGAGAGUCCUCCGGUCUCAGAGGCUUCUUUCACCCCGGCCCACCGCCACCGAAGGUUCCUGAACCAGGCGUUCGUUGACGCUAUCAGACAUGGGCAUGAUGAGAUCGUAGAGGUCCUGGUGGCCGACGGUCGCGCUCAGAUCAGCCUCACAGAGGCUGCACGUCUUGGGAAUGAACGAAUGUCACCGUUGGGGGUGGCUGCAGAGGCAGGGCACGAAGGUGCGUUGCAGAUUCUCUUUGAGGCGGGCUGGGACGUGAAUCUUCGUGAUGGAAAUGGCAGAACACCACUUUUCAUCGCUGCUGCUUCUGGCCAGGAGGCGAUUGCGAGGAUGUUGCUUGGGAGGAAAGAUAUCAAUGCCGAUCUCGCAAACAACCAAGGACACACGCCACUUCUUGAAGCCUCACGGAAGGGGCAUGUGGCCAUCAUCGAGCAGCUUUUGGCAGCUGAGAACGUGAAUGUGAACCCAAGCACUUCAUCCGGCCAAUCGGCAUUGUCAUUUGUGGCUAGUCAGGGCAUCGAAAACGCAGUGCGUUUGUUUCUUUCUGCGGGUGCCCAUCCUGAUACCCGCGACCAUAUUGGACGCAGCCCAUUAUCUCUCGCCGCCGGGGCUGGAUUCCCGGCCAUUGUAGAGCUGUUGCUUGCAGUGGAUGGCGUGGAUCCAGAUUCAAAAUGUAAACAAAGCCAGACGCCGCUUGCAUACUCCGUCCUUUCGGGUCGCUUCCCAGGAAGAGUCAACGGCGAAAAGACCAACACCACGGCCGACCGAGAUGAGCAGCAGAUGUUGGAUAUUCUUCGGGGGUCGAUAGAGGAACGCAUGGCUUGUUUGGGGGUUGAAGAGGAGGCCCUGGGAAAUGGUGUUGCGCUGUCAAUCAUGAACCUGCUGCUCGAGGAUAACCGGGUUGAUCCUAAUUCGCGAGAUGCCAAAGGCAGGUCAGUAUUAUGUUUAGCAAUAUUGAGGGGUGAGCUUGCAGCAGUGCGACUUCUCGUGUCUUCGAAGAAGAUCGAUUUGAAGAGCAAGAUUUACCGAAAUCUGACACCAGUUGACUUGGUCAAAGAGAAGUAUAGGAGGAAGCGCUUCAGUGAGUCGCGGUUUACCAGUGACAAGAGCACUUGA
Molecule: messenger RNA, 1620 nt
Organism: Penicillium cosmopolitanum
Lineage: Eukaryota; Fungi; Ascomycota; Eurotiomycetes; Eurotiales; Aspergillaceae
Product: ankyrin repeat domain-containing protein
Exons: 2
Coding region: 1-1620 (539 amino acids)
Biological process (GO): protein localization to ciliary inversin compartment
Cellular component (GO): ciliary inversin compartment
Molecular function (GO): protein binding
Source: RefSeq, a predicted model, not a curated record